AUGGUGAAAGUUGGCAUCAAUGGUUUCGGUCGUAUUGGUCGGCUUGUUUUAAGAGCGACCUUCCAAAGCGGAAUGGAAGACAUCGAUGUGGUGGCUGUCAAUGAUCCUUUCCUUGACCUCAAUUAUAUGUUGUAUCUAUUUAAAUACGAUUCUACACACGGAAGGUUUAAAGGCGGAAUCAAAGUUGAGAAUGGUAAACUUGUGAUAGGUAGACAUACCAUCACCGUUUUCAACGAAAAAAAUCCCGCGGAAAUUCAAUGGGGUAGCCUUGGUGUUGAAUAUGUGAUAGAGUCGACUGGUGUGUUCACAACGAAAGAAAAAGCAUCAGCUCACCUAAAGGGAGGCGCCAAGAAGGUUAUUAUCACCGCACCAAGUGCCGAUGCACCGAUGUUUGUAUGUGGUGUCAAUCUUGACAAAUAUGAUCCUAAAUAUACGGUCAUUUCCAAUGCAUCAUGCACAACCAAUUGUCUUGCCCCGCUAGCUAAAAUUAUUAAUGACAAUUUUGGCAUCGAGGAAGGUCUUAUGACAACCGUCCAUGCCACCACUGCUACGCAGAAGACAGUCGAUGGUCCCUCUGGCAAAGAUUGGAGAGGGGGCAGAGGUGCAGGUCAGAACAUUAUUCCAAGUAGUACUGGCGCCGCCAAAGCCGUCGGCAAAGUUAUCCCAGAACUUAAUGGAAAAUUGACCGGCAUGGCCUUCAGAAUUCCGACACCCGAUGUAUCCGUUGUUGAUCUCACUGUUCGAACAAAACAAAGUGCCAGUUACGAUACUAUUAAAACUGCUGUUAAGGCAGCUGCAGCAGAUCCGAGAUACAUGGGAAUAGUUUCAUAUACGGAAGACGACGUUGUCUCAGCAGACUUUAUCGGUGACACUCAUUCAUGCAUCUUCGAUGCUAAAGCUGGUAUUGGUUUAAACGAUCAUUUUGUCAAACUUGUUGCGUGGUAUGACAACGAAUUUGGUUACUCGACUCGUGUGCUCGACUUACUUAA
Paraglomus brasilianum is the source of this 989-nucleotide messenger RNA. NCBI's taxonomy places the organism in Eukaryota, Fungi, Glomeromycota, Glomeromycetes, Paraglomerales, Paraglomeraceae. The record is from the annotation of a GenBank genome assembly.